AUGGUGUCGAAUACGUCUGCAGCAACUGAGCCCAGCUUCCAAGCUAUCGAAGUGGCUUCUGCUCUCACCUUAGCUAUCGGACUAGUCCAGCUUAUGAUAGCCGUGCUUGGGCUUGAUUUUCUCACAACGUACUUCUCCGAACAGAUUGUCGCCGGCUUUACUACUGGUGCCGCUGUGCAUGUGUUCGUGACUCAAUUGAAAGACAUCACAGGGAUUUACGGCACACCAAGACGUGAUGGUAUAGGAAAUGCGAUGUUGCGUGUCUUCGAUAUCGCGGUUGAAAUCUACAGGACGAAUCUUAUUACUAUCCUGGUGUCAAUUGUGGCUAUGGUAGUACUGUAUAUUGGCAAGAAGUUUAUUAAUCCUCGAGUUUUAGCGCGCUCCCCUGUUCCCAUUCCAUUUGAAUUACUCGCGGUGAUAUUUGGUGCGCUUGUUUCAUGGCUUCUUCACUUUGAAAAGAAGUUCGAAGUGCGAAUUGUUGGAGAUAUUCCGACGGGGUUGCCGCUACCAUCGCUUCCCCGCUUCGCGAUUUUACCACAUCUCAUUAAAGAAGCUGUUCCCAUUGCCAUUGUUAUCGUAGCAGUUCAUAUUUCGAUGGCAAAAUUGUUAGCUAAACAGAAUAACUACUCGAUUGAUAGUAAACAGUUGUUUGCUAUUUUUUCCUCGCUCUUUAUUUUCAUUGUUCUUCAAUUUGGUGGCACAUUUCUUCGACCACUUCCCAUG
Molecule: messenger RNA, 723 nt
Organism: Ostertagia ostertagi
Lineage: Eukaryota; Metazoa; Nematoda; Chromadorea; Rhabditida; Trichostrongylidae
Source: the annotation of a GenBank genome assembly